AUGAGUAGAGCAAGUAAAAUAACAUUGGGUUUAUCAUGCUUACUUACAGGAUGCACUAUUGUAGGAGUACAUCUUUUGCAAAAUAUGGAGAGAGAAGCAUUGAUGCAAGGUCCUAUUAAAGAUGCUAAAAGGGUAGCAGAAAAGAAACUACAAAAAGAACAAGAAUUACAAGAAAAGGAACGUAAGCGAUUAUUUAAUAAGACAGAUCAUGAAUUACAGCAAGAAUUAAGGAAGAAAUAUGAGGCUAUACAACCCUUAUCUGGAGAGAUCACGAAGGAACCUUCGAAAGAUUAA
Vanderwaltozyma polyspora DSM 70294 is the source of this 294-nucleotide messenger RNA. RefSeq names its product Pet117p (gene PET117). The transcript has a single exon. NCBI's taxonomy places the organism in Eukaryota, Fungi, Ascomycota, Saccharomycetes, Saccharomycetales, Saccharomycetaceae. Gene Ontology annotation, biological process: mitochondrial respiratory chain complex IV assembly. Bases 1 to 294 code for a protein of 97 amino acids. Gene Ontology annotation, cellular component: mitochondrion. The record is from RefSeq and is a predicted model, not a curated record.